AGAGAGAGAGAGAGAGAGAGAGCGUGCAGCACUCGUCUCCCCUCCCAGCAAUUGGGAGAGCAAGUCUAAAUCAUGUUGCAUAUCAGUGCUGUUGUGCUGUGAUGUUGCUCAGGCAGAGCCCGACGCAGAGCAGACAGCCUUGUGGACCAUUACUCAGACCCAGGAUCAGCCCAGCCCUUUCAGAACUGGAGACCCUCUCCCCGCAACAUCCCUCGCCUGCACCACGUGCCCACUUCAGUGACAUGUACCCUGAAGAGAGCCGGGGGUCUGGAGGGGUAGCCACUGUGGACUUCCUGGAAGGAACUUACGACUAUGCCGCCCCCACCCCUGCCCCGACACCUCUUUACAGCCACUCCACCCCUGGCUUCUACUCUGCUCCGCUAGACUCCCACAGACCACCCUCAGAUGGCAGCCUUCAGUCCCUGGGUAGUGGGCCUACCAGUCCUAUAGUGUUUGUACCCUCAAGCCCCCGACUCAGCCCCUUUUUGCACCCACCCAGCCACCACUAUUUGGAAACCACCUCAACACACGUCUACAGUGUACCAUCCAGUCAGCAGUCGGUUUCCAGAGAGGACCAGUGCGGCACCAGCGACGAGUCGUACAGUCUGGUGGAGUCGGGGGCCGGAGCGGGGGCCGGAGCGGGGGCCGGGGGCUUUGAGAUGGCCAAAGAGACGCGUUUCUGUGCCGUGUGCAGUGACUAUGCCUCUGGGUACCACUACGGGGUGUGGUCCUGUGAGGGCUGCAAGGCCUUCUUUAAGAGGAGCAUCCAGGGUCACAAUGACUAUAUGUGCCCAGCAACCAAUCAGUGUACUAUUGACAGGAAUCGGAGGAAGAGCUGCCAGGCUUGCCGUCUUAGAAAGUGUUACGAAGUGGGCAUGAUGAAGGGAGGUGUGCGCAAGGACCGAGGGCGUGUUUUGCGGCGUGACAAACGACGGUCUGACCUCGGUGACAGAGACAAGGCCUCUAAGGACCUGGAGCACAGGACAGUGCCCUCCCAGGACAGGAGGAAACGCAGCAGCAUCAGCAGCGCUUGUGUUGGAGGAAAAUCAAUGCUGACUAGCAUGCCCCCUGACCAGGUGCUCCUCCUGCUCCAGUGUGCCGAGCCCCCGAUACUGUGCUCUCGUCAGAAGCUGAGCCGACCCUACACCGAGGUCACCAUGAUGACCCUGCUCACCAGCAUGGCCGAUAAGGAGCUAGUCCACAUGAUUGCCUGGGCCAAGAAGCUUCCAGGUUUCCUGCAGCUGGGCCUCCAUGACCAGGUGCAGCUGCUGGAGAGCUCGUGGUUGGAGGUACUGAUGAUCGGGCUCAUCUGGAGGUCCAUCCACUGCCCCGGCAAACUCAUCUUUGCACAGGACCUUAUACUAGACAGGAACGAAGGCGACUGUGUCGAAGGCAUGGCUGAGAUCUUUGACAUGCUGUUGGCCACUACUUCCCGCUUCCGCUUGCUCAAACUCAAACCUGAGGAGUUUGUCUGUCUCAAAGCGAUCAUCUUGCUUAACUCAGGCGCCUUCUCUUUCUGCACAGCCACGAUGGAGCCCCUCCACGACACCGCAGCAGUUCAGCACAUGCUGGACACCAUCACAGACACUCUCAUACAUCAUAUCGGCCAAUCGGGCUGCUCGGUUCAGCAGCAGUCGAGACGGCAGGCCCAGCUGCUCCUCCUGCUCUCCCACAUCAGACACAUGAGCAACAAAGGCAUGGAGCAUCUCUACAGCAUGAAGUGCAAGAACAAAGUGCCUCUGUACGACCUGCUGCUCGAGAUGCUGGACGCUCACCGCCUCCACCGCCCAGACAAACCAGGUGAGCCGUGGUUCCCCGCUGACGGAGAGAUUCUCUGCACCACCAGCGACAACAUCUCUUCAGGCGGUUCCAGUUCAGGACCCAGAGUCAGCCAUGACAGCCCGAGCAGAGCCCCCACAGUCCUGCAGUAUGGAGGGUCCCAUUCUGAUUGCACCCACAUCCUAUGAGCCAGAGCACAGCAAGCAUCAUCUGCAGGUCAUAGAUAUGUGUAGUACACAAUGAGAGGGGCUCGGGAAUGAUAUACCAUCGUUUUAUUUUAAUUCAUUUCAUGAGAUAAUUAUUUAUAAAUUAAGUGAUUUUAUAGUUGUAGCUUUAUAUUUUUCCUUUGCACUACUCCAAUUCACUGCAAUAUGAGCAUCAAUGCAGUUAAUCUUUUACGCUGCCUUUCAUAAUAUCUGUGAUUCUGAGUCCAGCUUAUUAUUAUCAAACGGCAGGUGUGAGGUCGUUUUGUGACACUCUGUUGGCUUUGAAAUGAGGAGCAGCUAAUUCUUUUUCGUUUGCCUAGACCAAAGUGCACUUCCUCUGGGCUUUAAGGGGCUAUUGGGCUUUAUUUUUACUUUUACAUAAUAAGGAUGAUUAUGCACUUGACUAUGAUAAGACUGGUUAAAAUAACUAUAAUUUAUUUUGUGUUUAAAUUACAAUAUUGUCAAUGACUUAAAAUCAGGUAUUGUGUUUUCUGUUCACACACAAUUUUAAAAAUUCGAUAUAUUUUGAAAGAAAAUUAUUCUAAUGAUGAAAUUGUGAAAUGAUCAGUGCCGAAGGAUACAUCCGUUGAAUUUUGAAAAGCUAAAAAUUGCAGGAUCAAAUCCAAGAACACUGGUUACAUAAUGAAGGAAGCCGAGCUUUGUUAGAAGCGUCCCGCUGUCCACAGCUUCUUGUGUGUCGUUGGUUUAAUCUUUAUGCUCACCUGCACCAAAGUUGUUGUUGUUUUCUUUGUCUUAAAUAUGUGUUUGUGUGGCAGAGAGACUGAGCUAUGAGUGGCUCCAAUCUGAUUUUAUGCAGUUCAAAACUUCAACCAGUUAUUGUUCAUCCACUAAUUCAGUGAUUACAUGUUGAGUUUGGCUGGAUUUACACACACCUCCAAAAAAUGUUUCAUAAUGUAUGUGCACAUAUGCAAAACGUUUUUACUUCAGUUUAAAAGGACGGAAUUUGAUCAGAUUGUUGAGACAAUAUCGGAUACGGACGCGAUAAGGUCACAAUUGAGAAGCUGCAACCAUCGAUUAUUUGGCAUUUUUGCUUGAAAAACUACUUAUUGUUAAAGUUGUACUCUUUAGCACUCAAAUACAAGCAAUCAAAAUGUAUGUUGCUGGGAAAAAAAAAAAGCUAAACAAAAAUAUGACGUAGUUUCAAGUAGUCAAAUCUGGAGUCUUGCCACAGAGACGUAUGGAAAGCCUCCAUGAAAUACAAAAACAUAAAUGAUUUGGCCUCUUGAGUUGUUAAGUGUAAGUCCAGUCAAACCUGAACUGACAUAUCAUUUGUUUACUGUGCAUAAAAAUAAAAGUAUUCAUGGUGAAAAAUA
Anarrhichthys ocellatus (wolf-eel) is the source of this 3319-nucleotide messenger RNA. RefSeq names its product estrogen receptor 1 (gene esr1). Gene Ontology annotation, biological process: steroid hormone receptor signaling pathway; regulation of DNA-templated transcription. The transcript is spliced from 9 exons. The record is from RefSeq and is a predicted model, not a curated record. Gene Ontology annotation, molecular function: zinc ion binding; steroid binding; nuclear estrogen receptor activity. Gene Ontology annotation, cellular component: nucleus. NCBI's taxonomy places the organism in Eukaryota, Metazoa, Chordata, Actinopteri, Perciformes, Anarhichadidae. Bases 102 to 1967 code for a protein of 621 amino acids.